GGAUAAAAUACAGUCUUGAUUUCCUCCUCUGAAAACAAGGAAAACACCUAUUUUGCCUUUUACAAUCUCAGCCCCUGCUCGGUUCUUCCUCCUGUGUUUAAAAGCAGCUUCUCUUUCUCCAGGUGGAGAGGAUGAGGGGUGAGAACGCCACCAAGGUCGGCACCUUCAUCCUGCUGGGCUUCCCCACGGCCCCCAGGCUGCAGUACGUGCUCUUCCUCCUCUUCCUGCUCACCUACCUCUUUGUCCUGGUGGAGAACCUGGCCAUCAUCCUCACAGUCUGGAGCAGCGCCUCCCUCCACAGGCCCAUGUACUACUUUCUGGGCACCAUGUCAACCCUGGAGAUCUGGUACGUGUCCGACAUCAUCCCCAAGAUGCUGGACGGCUUCCUCCUGCAGCGGAAGCGCAUCUCCUUCGUGGGGUGCAUGACUCAGCUCUACUUCUUCAGCUCCCUGGUGUGCACCGAGUGCGUGCUCCUGGCCUCCAUGGCCUACGACCGCUACGUGGCCAUCUGCCACCCACUGCGCUACCAAGUCAUCAUGACCACGGGGCUGUGUGUCCAGCUGGUGGCCUUCUCCUUUGCCAGUGGCUUCACCAUCUCUGUGAUCAAGGUCUACUUCAUCUCCAGCGCCACCUUCUGUGGCUCCAACGUCCUGAACCACUUCUUCUGUGACAUCUCGCCCAUCCUCAAGCUGGCCUGCACAGACUUCUCCACUGCAGAGCUGGUGGACUUCGUCCUGGCCUUCCUCAUCCUGGUGUUCCCACUCCUGGCCACCAUCCUCUCCUACGGGCACAUCUCGCUGGCCGUCCUGCGCAUCCCCUCGGCCACGGGCCGUUGGAGGGCCUUCUCCACCUGUGCCUCCCACCUCACCGUUGUCACCAUCUUUUACAUGGCCAUGAUCUUCAUGUACGUCCGUCCCCAGGCCAUCGACUCCCGGAGCUCCAACAAGCUCAUCUCUGCUGUGUACACAGUCCUCACGCCCAUGAUAAACCCCUUGAUCUACUGCCUGAGGAACAAGGAGUUUAAGGAGGCCCUGCGGAAGGCCCUGGGCCGGGGUCGGGGUCUACAGCAGGAUAGUCAUGUUGCCUAG
Molecule: messenger RNA, 1088 nt
Organism: Ictidomys tridecemlineatus (thirteen-lined ground squirrel)
Lineage: Eukaryota; Metazoa; Chordata; Mammalia; Rodentia; Sciuridae
Product: olfactory receptor 6B2
Biological process (GO): G protein-coupled receptor signaling pathway
Cellular component (GO): membrane
Molecular function (GO): G protein-coupled receptor activity; olfactory receptor activity
Source: RefSeq, a predicted model, not a curated record